Molecule: messenger RNA, 1739 nt
Organism: Ahaetulla prasina
Lineage: Eukaryota; Metazoa; Chordata; Lepidosauria; Squamata; Colubridae
Gene: MICU2
Product: mitochondrial calcium uptake 2
Exons: 12
Coding region: 22-1092 (356 amino acids)
Biological process (GO): mitochondrial calcium ion homeostasis; calcium import into the mitochondrion
Cellular component (GO): uniplex complex
Molecular function (GO): calcium ion binding
Source: RefSeq, a predicted model, not a curated record
GAAGAUUCUGUGGAUGAAGAGAUGGCAGAAAAGCUUUCCAUUCGAAAGCAACGUUUUAUGAAAUUUGCUUCUUUGGAAUAUGGAGGAGAAUAUUACAUGACUCCAAGAGACUUCCUGUUCUCAGUUAUGUUUGACAAAUCAGAGCGUAAAACUUUGGCCAAGAAACUGACAAAAAAGGAAAUAGAUUCUACCCUAGCAAAUGUUAUGAAGACUAGACCAGGACCAACCUUUUUUAGAGAUCUUGGAGACAGAGGAUUGAUUUCUUACACAGAGUACCUCUUUUUGCUGACAAUACUCACAAAACCACAGACUGGAUUUCAUAUUGCUUUUAAAAUGUUGGAUGCAGAUGGCAAUGAACAAGUAGAGAAAAAAGAAUUCUUUAAGCUUCAGAAAAUAAUUGGAAAGCAAGAUGAGUUUAAAACAGCUUCAGAAGACGACAUCCUAUCUCAGGAAUCUGAAAGGGAAGGUGCUGAUAUCAACACCAUGUUACUGGUCCACUUUUUUGGAAAGGGAGGAAAAGAUAAACUUCAGUAUUCGGAAUUCCAAAGAUUUAUGCAGGAUUUACAAGCAGAAGUACAAGAAAUGGAAUUUAAUCAGUUUUCCAAAGGUCUAACCUUCAUGAGAAAGGAAGAUUUUGUAGAGUGGUUGCUGUAUUUCACUGAUGAAGAAAAUAAUGAAAUUUAUUGGCAAAAUGUGAAAGAGAGAAUCCAAGCAGGAGAGAGUAUCAGUAUGGAUGAAUUUAAGACUUUCUGCCAAUUUACAAACCGUUUAGAAGAUUUCUCAAUUGCCCUGAAAAUGUUUACUGUAGCCAGCCGUCCUGUUAAACGGGCGGAGUUCAAGAGAGCUGUAAAAGUGGCUACAGGGCAGGAGCUCUCAGAUAAUGUUUUGGACACCAUCUUCAAGAUCUUUGAUUUAGAUGGGGAUAAUUGCCUCAGCCACGCAGAGUUCCUUGGAGUUCUCAAAAACAGGAUGCAUCGUGGAUUAAGGGUGCCUCAGCAACAAGGAGUCCAAGGUUACUGGAAAUGUGUGAAACGAGAAACCAUUAAAGGAGCAAAAGAAGUUUGGAAGCAAACUGGGAAGAGUCCUUUUUAAAUGUAUUUUGAGCAAACCUACUUCAUUCUUGUCUGCAAAAAAGAAACUUGAAUAAGCUGAUUUGUGAAUAUUAUAGGAGUUAAGUGUCUGGAGAACCAAGAUUUACAGCCGUGCUAUAAAUAUUUCUAGUGUUGCCUGACAAUACCUGGACAUUGAUAGAGAUGAACAAAAUAGAUGUUUCUAUUUUGGAAGGCUACAAACUUAAAUGGAUUUCUGGAUUUGAAAUAACUUUAGGAUUCAGAACAUUUCCAAGCUGUUUAAUGAUGAAAACAUUUGGAUACCCUUACAGAGAACUACUUGAAAUAUAUUGCCACCUUGUCACUUUUCUGGAAGGCCAUAGUUCUGUCAGUGGGCCUGGGAAUUCCAUUCUGAUAGACCAGAGGUCUAUCAGAGGUCUAGCUUUGCUGGCUGGGGAAUUCUGGGAGUUGAAGUCCGCCAGACUGAAAGUUGCCAAGGUUGGAGACCUCUGUGAUAGACAACCAAUUAAGUGCCUAGUGUGAUUAUAACUGUUCCGGCCACAGGAUGAUGGUCCUGAAGUUUUAAGCUGUGAAUUUUGAAACCUCCCAGAGUCACCAUUGCGAGUUGGGCUGCCAUAUAAAUAUAUUAAAUAAAUAGAUGUAACUAAUGUUGUUACAUUAUUAUUCAUG